Didymodactylos carnosus is the source of this 2771-nucleotide messenger RNA. The record is from the annotation of a GenBank genome assembly. Lineage: Eukaryota; Metazoa; Rotifera; Eurotatoria; Philodinida; Philodinidae.
UGUCAAUUCAAAAUCCAUAUUGUGGUUGGGCAACAACAUUGAACAGGUUGAUUAUUUUCAUUUUUUACAUAUUUAUUCAAAUGAUUUUAUUUAAAUUUUUUAUAAUUAGAUGUACUAUGAGAAUUACUAAUAGCAGUGAAGAUAUACGUCGAUUCGAAUGGUUGCAAAUAAGAGAUAAUUGUCCAAAUAUUGUCAAAAUUAAUCCGACAGCCAUAUCAAUAGCGAGAUCCAGAAAUCUCGAAUUAAAAGUUGAUAGUGUACCGGAAAAUCAUCAAGCAUUAUAUUCUUGUUCAUUUCCUCUUCAACAAUAUUUUCAAUGUUUUUUGGAAUUGACAGAUGGUUCAACUGUAAUGACAGUUCCGGCAUUGUUGUUAAAUGAAACCUAUUUAGUUUGUGAUUCAUUCAAAAUUACAUACGAUGACAUUAUUGGAAAACAAAAGUAUAUGUUUAAUGUUAAAUGGAAAGAAUGUUCUGAAUGCAAUUAUAAAGUGCUUGAACGUGAAGGAGAUUUUAACGUUAAUGUCUACAAAUGUCGACACCUAUCUGAGUCUUGUGGUUCAUGUUUAUUAUUAGAAGAUUAUUACAAUUGUAUAUGGUGUGAAAACGAAAAAUUAUGUUUAAACCCAAAUUUGUCUAAUUGUGAACAAAAUCAAGUAGUAAGUGCAGUAAUGGGUACAUGUGCUGAUCCGAGGAUACUCCAGAUUGUUCCUUUAUAUGGUCCAUUAAAUGGGCAAACACCAAUUAAAGUCUAUGGUACAAGUUUAGGACAGAAAAUGGAUGAUAUUCAUGCCAUAUUAAUUUAUAAAAAUCAAACAGAAUAUCCCUGUAUAAUUAAAUCCGACUUCUACAUUGUUUCUAAAGCAUUCGUAUGUUUACCAAGUGAGAAAUUGCCAAUUGGAAUAUAUUCAUUAAAACAACCAAGAAUAUCAGCAUUUUAUCCUAUUUUGGGUCCACGUUCGGGAGGCACAGUCUUAUCUAUAGAAGGAAAAUAUUUAACAGUCGGUAGUAAAAUACAAAUAUACAUUGGAACACAAGAAUGUAUUUUAUUAAAUGAACAAUAUGACAAUAAAGAUUUGUUUUUGAACGAUACAGUUCUAUUUAAAAGAUCGACUAUCAUUGAUGACGAAAUAAUACAAUGUCGCACAACAAAGCUGUUAUCGUCAUCUCACAUGGAUGAAAUUCUAUAUCAUAAACCUUCAAAAAUUAUUAAACGGCAAGCGCUAUGGACUGGAACAAUAUCAAUAUUUAUCGAUAACUUCACUGAAACCUAUUCAAAUCUAACAUAUUCCUACAUAGAUGAUCCAAUCAUCUAUAAUUUAAGUCGUUAUGCAAGUAUAGAGAGUGGUGGAUUAUCAAUUUUUGUUUAUGGAAAAAAUUUACAUGCGAUACAAUUACCAAAAAUUUUUCUACAAUACAAUAAUAACAGUCAAUUCUAUUCUGAUCAUUGUAUUGUGAACAAUUCUGAUGUCAUGGUAUGUUAUAGUCCAGCAUUAAAUUUAUCGAAUUUAAGUAUGUUAUCACCAUCAUUAUCUUCGAUAACACCAACAUUGACUCGUAGUUCUUCAAUUGUAACAGAAUUAAGUUCAAAAAAAAGAGCACUAAAAGAUGUUGAUUGUGUUGAAUUUAAAUUUGGUUUUAUUAUGGAUGAUGUGGAAGCAGUUCGAAAUACAUCCACAUUUUCGGAACCAUUUUUUUUAUGUCCUGACCCUCAAAUCUAUCCAUUUUCGAAUGAUGGUAUAAAAAUUCAGUAUCAGUAUGAAUAUUUAACAAUUGAUGGAUCAAAUUUACUCAAUGGUUUAAUAGUCGAAGAUUAUCAAAUAACCGUCGGUAAUUUUCUUUGCAAUGUUACGUCUGUUAGUGAAAAACAAAUCGUUUGUUUACCACCGAAUCGAACAAUGUUAAAAAUACGGAAACGAUCCAAUUCCAAGAAUGAACAAGCAACAGUUACGGUGAAAGUGGGCCAUCGAUUUUAUAUAGUUGGCGUACUAGCCUAUCAAAAUAUUGAAAAACGUUCAUCCAUUCUUUAUUACAUAGUGGCUUGUAUUUGUGGAAUAAUUCUAACUGGAUUCAUUAUUAUAUCCUAUAUUCUAUUUCAUCAAACAAAUACAAAACGUACUAAACAACUAAACCGUUUACAAAAUCAAAUUGAUACAUUAGAAAUGAGAGUAGCAAGAGAGUGUAAAGAAGCUUUUGCUGAGUUACAAACAGAUAUUGGAGAACUGACAAAUGAUUUAUGUCAUUCGGGAGUACCAUUUCAUGAUUAUCGAACAUUUUGCAUGAAAAUAUUAUUUCCAAAUGCAACUGAUGAAGAAGAAUAUAUGAUGUUACAUAAUGUAGAAUUACCCCUUAAUACGAAUAGACGUAACAAUGUUCGUCAAGGCCUUUGUUUAUUAGAACAAUUGUUGCAUAAUAAAAUAUUUCUUUUAUUAUUAAUUCGUACAUUAGAAGCAGAUAAAAUACGAUUUCGUUUAUCCGAUCGUUUAACAUUUGCAUCAAUAAUUAGUAUUUUACUUCAAGAUAAAUUAGAAUAUUUUACAGAGUAUGUAUCUUACAUUCAAAGGAGAACAUAAAAUUUAGCCAAAUAGUUUUUAUAAGAAUAAAUAUACUUUUGAUCACCAAAUUUUUCUGCCUUCCGAUACUCGCUAUACUAUAUCGAGUACUGUCGUUCGUUCAAUCGAGUUGCUUUAUUUUAUUCAUUCCUGUGCGUCAUACUUAAUAGUCAUCACAUUUCACUCUUAUUUUGCUGGCAUCUCCUCGAUAUUUUGCUGACU